AUGGCUUCUCUGGAUGACCCCGGGGAAGUGCGGGAAGGCUUCCUCUGCCCUCUGUGCCUGAAGGACCUGCAGUCAUUCUAUCAGCUGCAGUCACAUUAUGAGGAGGAACACUCCGGGGAAGACCAUGAUGUCAGAGGGCAAAUUAAAAGUCUUGUUCAGAAGGCUAAAAAAGCAAAGAACAGGCUGUUAAAACGAGAAGGAGAUGACCGAGUGGAGUCAGGAACCCAAGGAUAUGAGUCUUUCAGCUAUGGAGGGGUUGAUCCUUACAUGUGGGAACCCCAGGAGCUUGGUGCUGUGAGAAGCCAUCUUUCAGACUUUAAAAAACACCGAGCCGCCAGGAUUGACCACUAUGUUGUUGAAGUCAAUAAAUUAAUAAUCAGGUUGGAAAAGCUCACUGCAUUUGACAGAACGAAUGCUGAGUCAGCUAAGAUCCGAGCAAUAGAAAAGUCUGUGGUGCCUUGGGUCAAUGACCAGGAUGUCCCUUUCUGUCCAGACUGUGGGAAUAAGUUUAGCAUCCGUAACCGCCGCCACCACUGCCGGCUCUGCGGGUCUAUAAUGUGCAAGAAAUGUAUGGAGCUCAUCAGCCUUCCCUUGGCAAAUAAGCUCACCAGUGCCAGCAAGGAUUCCCUGAGCUCCCACACGAGCCCUAGCCAGUCACCCAACAGUGUCCAUGGCUCUCGCCGGGGCAGCAUCAGCAGUGUGAGCAGUGUAAGCUCCGUCCUGGAUGAGAAGGAUGAUGACCGGAUCCGCUGCUGUACCCAUUGCAAGGGCACGCUGCUCAAGAGAGAGCAGCAGAUUGACGAGAAGGAGCACAUCCCCGACAUUGUGAAGCUCUAUGAGAAACUACAGCUUUGCAUGGAGAAAGUUGACCAAAAAGCUCCUGAAUACAUCAGGAUGGCAGCAUCAUUAAAUGCUGGAGAGACAACCUAUAGGCUGGAACAUGCCAAUGACCUUCGGGUAGAAGUGCAGAAAGUGUACGAGCUAAUAGAUGCUUUAAGUAAGAAGAUCUUAACCUUAGGCUUGAACCAGGACCCUCCACCACAUCCAAACACUUUGCGGCUGCAGAGGAUGAUCAGACACUCGGCUACACUUUUUGUGCAGGAGAAGUUGCUUGGUUUGAUGUCACUGCCAACCCAAGAACAGUUUGAAGAACUAAAGAAAAGGAGGGAAGAGAUGGAAAGGAAGAAGAUGCUAGAGAAACAGGCAUCCCUGGAAUCCCAGCGAAGGCUUGAGGAAAGGCGGAGUGACCUGCCACCUCGGGCCAAUGGGGAGGUGGUGCACCUUCGAAGGGGCUCUGCCCCCUUGAGAAAGGCCGAGGGCUGGCUCCCACUGUCAGGAGGUCAGGGGCAGAGCGAAGACGUGGACCCCCUCCUCCAGCAGAUCCACAACAUCACCUCGUUCAUCAGGCAGGCCAAGGCCGCCGGCCGGACAGACGAGAUGCGCACCCUGCAGGAGAACCUGCGGCAGCUGCAGGACGAGUAUGACCAGCAGCAGACGGAGAAGGCCAUCGAGCUGUCCCGCAGGCAGGCCGAGGAGGAGGGCCUGCAGCGGGAACAGCUGCAGAUGCUGUGUGAACGGGAGUGGGAGCGGGAAAGGGAGCAGUUCCAGGCGGCAUCUUUGCACACACGGACCCGGUCCCUGGACUUCCGAGACAUCAGGCCUUUUCAGCUGGAGCCCAGCACAGAGCCUUGCACCCCCCUUGCUCAUGCUUUGGAUCUGGGUUCUUCCCCCGUUCAGAGCAGUGCAGCUCCCAAGACCCCUUCACCCAGCUCUGCUCUUGAGCCUCUCAGAGUGUGGUCUGGGCCUGCAGCCCUUGGCCAGGAGUUCUUUCCCCAGAGCACCGGGUCACAGCAACGCGAGGGGCCCUCCCUAAAUCCCUUCGAGGAGGAGGACUCCCCCAGCCCCGCAGCAGAGGGCCCGACCAGCCCUCGUGCUGCAGAGCCUUCCUUGGGCCCUGCAUCCCGCGUCCUCAAAGAGUACAACCCUUUUGAGGAAGACGAGGAAGAGGUGGCAGCGGCAGGGAAUCCCUUCGCUAACUCCGGCAGCCCAGCACCCAACCCCUUCAGUGAGGAAGAUGAGCGUCCUCACCAGAGGCCCUCAAGCCCUCCCGCUCCUGGCAACCCCUUCGAGGAAGCCACCGGGACCAACCCCUUCGAGGUGGACAGCGACAGCGGGCCAGAGGGCGAGGGGCCCAUAGAGGAGGAGCUGCUCCUCCAGCAGAUCGAUAACAUCAGGGCGUACAUCUUCGAUGCCAAGCAGUGCGGGCGCCUGGAUGAGGUGGAGGUGCUGACAGAGAACCUGAGGGAGCUGAAGCGAACCCUGGCCAAACAGAAGGGGGGCUCCGACUGGCCACUGGGCAGGUAG
Pipistrellus nathusii (Nathusius's pipistrelle) is the source of this 2364-nucleotide messenger RNA. NCBI's taxonomy places the organism in Eukaryota, Metazoa, Chordata, Mammalia, Chiroptera, Vespertilionidae. The record is from the annotation of a GenBank genome assembly.